AUGCUCCUUUGUAGUGACGCAUCUGACAAGGGUAAAACUAUUUGGAAUGUUGCCAAGCAAGGGACCUCUAAACUAUUAAAGAAACUAGACAGGGAGAAAGUGAAUGCUUAUUAUAUAACUGUAAAGGGGUUUCAAACCAACAAUAAAGAUCGUACAAACUACACUAGUAUAAAAGUUGACGUCACCGACAUUGAUGACAACAAACCUGAAAUGUUAAAGACAACUCACAAUGUUUCAGUGAUGGAAAAUAGUCCGGUGGGAACUAUCUUGUGUGUAGUAUCGGCUACUGAUAGGGAUAUUGGUGUAAACGCGAAAUUUGGAUAUAAGAUGAACAACACGAGCGUAUACUUUGCUGUGGAUGAAAGUACUGGGUUGAUUACUGUAAAAGCAUCUGUCGACCGCGAAACUAUACAGUCAGAGGAACUUAAGAUAUAUGCUGAAGCUACAAAUAAAACGAACUGGACUAGCAAUUUUAGUAUAGUACACAUAACGGUGUUGGAUGAAAACGACAAUACUCCAAAAUUUAACUCUUCAGAUUAUUCCAUUAUUCUGAAAACAAUCAAAAACGGAUCUGCUGUACUGAAGAUGAAUGUGUCUGAUCCAGAUGAAGGUUCAAACGGCGAAUUUGAAUGCAGUAUGCAGCCUAAAUCCGAUUCAUUCGUGAUAAGAACUGAGCUUCACGGAUGUGUCAUUUAUCUGACGUCAUCCCUAAACGAUACGGAACAAUUACUAUACACAUUUGAUGUCACAGUUAAAGAUAAGGCAACUGAUUCAACAAAAAUAAGGGUAUAUUUUAGAAACUAUUCGUUUUGAGAAAUAAUUCAUCACAGGCAUCUCAACUGAAUUUAUGCGUGUGACAUAUCUAUUGCGUCAUCCCUAAACAAGCUACAUGUAUAUUAAUUGGAUGUUCUAGUGAAUUAAAGAUAUGUGUCUUUUUUCAGGAAAAAAAACUCAAU
Molecule: messenger RNA, 956 nt
Organism: Ruditapes philippinarum (Manila clam)
Lineage: Eukaryota; Metazoa; Mollusca; Bivalvia; Venerida; Veneridae
Product: protocadherin alpha-5-like
Exons: 5
Coding region: 1-813 (270 amino acids)
Biological process (GO): homophilic cell-cell adhesion
Cellular component (GO): plasma membrane
Molecular function (GO): calcium ion binding
Source: RefSeq, a predicted model, not a curated record